Molecule: messenger RNA, 351 nt
Organism: Kwoniella shivajii
Lineage: Eukaryota; Fungi; Basidiomycota; Tremellomycetes; Tremellales; Cryptococcaceae
Exons: 4
Coding region: 1-351 (116 amino acids)
Source: RefSeq, a predicted model, not a curated record
AUGCAGUUUACUACUCCAAUGCUCAUCUCUAUUCUGACCGUUCUCGCUUGGUCCAAAGGUCAAGAGGAGAAUUAUUCGAACCCCAUCUUAGUUGCGAAACCCGAUUGUGUGACAAUGGACCAAUUCGAACACAACUUCGAAAGACUUUGUCCGAUUUGGAUUCCACCUCCCACCGCAUCCGAUGGAUGGUACUAUGAUUCCACGAGCUUCGUUAGAGGUGGAAGCGAUGGUAAAUCACCUGACUAUCUCGCCACAGUCAAUUGUUUAUACACUACUCGAGGUAGUCAGAAGAAUGUCGCAUUUGAAAUUGUCGAAUCACUCGGCGGAUCAAUUGCGAAUGAAGGGAUUUAG